Molecule: messenger RNA, 3448 nt
Organism: Pogona vitticeps (central bearded dragon)
Lineage: Eukaryota; Metazoa; Chordata; Lepidosauria; Squamata; Agamidae
Source: RefSeq, a predicted model, not a curated record
AUAUACAGAGUAAAACUGAAUCUUUAAAGGAAACCAGGGGUACAAAUGGCUUUUAAUAAUGUUUCUUAAAAACCCUUCCUAGUGUGAUUCUCUGCUCCAUUCUUGUGUUUAUCCUGCACUUCAAGACUCAAGUCCUACCAACAGAACCACCUUGUGUCCACACACACCUAGAGUGGAAUUCUUUCUUCCUGAAAAACUAUCCACUAAAUGCAGAGGUCGUUUCUGUACAUUACAAAGGACUACUGGAUUUGCAAAGCCAUUUAGGCAGCCUCUACCUUUUGGGUCUAUGUUUGGAGGACAGAACAAGAGCACUUGGAAGUGAGUAUCAAUGGUCUAAAUCUAAAUGAACAAUUUUUGAACUUUACUGGGAAUGCCUGGAGAAAAAUUGAAUACUUCCCUCCCAAAGUCUAUUAAAGCAAGCUGUGGUGGCUUCUUCAUGAUGGAUCUAUUCAAUCAUCAUUGAUAAAAGUACAGUGGGGCCUCGCUAGACUAUUACCUCGCUUAACAACAAAUUUGCUAUACAAUGACUUUUGGGAGUGAUGUUGCGCUUCGCAAAACGAUGGUUCCUAUGGCUGAUUUUCGCUUGCCGAUGUUUAGGACCUUGCCUUGCAAGAUGGUUAAUUUUUGUGACCCUGUUUUGCUAUACGAUGAUUUUGACAGCUUGGGUUCUGUGCUUCGCUAGAUGAGUGUUUUAACAGUCGCUGUUUUGCUAGACAACUGUCUGCAGUGUGUUUUUUUCUGUUGUUGUUUUCUUUCAAAUUUCAACAGUCAAUACCCAGGAUGCAUUGUGCCUUGUGCCAGGAAGGUUUAAAAACCCUUCCCCAUGCAGCCUGGGGUUACUUUUCCACAUACAGUUCCAAGGUUGACUUCUUGAGGAGCAACUUUGGUUUGUCUUGUGGAUGCAUCCUGAGCUCAAAGAGAACUGAAGAGAAGAUCUGUAGAACUUCUUGGCCAGCAAAAGGCAUCCUUUCUGUCGGGUGGUGUAGCCUUCGGUGGAAUUUUCCAGAACUUCUUGGACAGCAAAAGGUAGGUCUGCAUUUCUUUCCCUGUUUUGGGGGGGAGGUUAUGCCAAGUUUUAUUAUUUUAGGCAUCCUAUUUUUGGUGAGGUUGGUGUAGUGUGGUCUUCAGUGAAGUUGGAGUUUUCCAGAACUUUUUGGGCAGCAAAAGGUAGGUAGAUCUACAUUUCUUCUCCUGUUUUCUUUGUGGGGGAGGGAGGUUAGGCUAAGUUUAAUUUUUUUAAAUUUCUUUGGUAAGGCAUCCUCCUGUCUUUCAUCUGGUGUGGUCUUCAGAGGAGUUUUCCAUAACUUUUUGGACAGCGAGAUGUAGGUCUGCAUUUGUUCUCCUGUGUUGGGGGGGGGGAGAAUUAUACUUGUGCUGGGGGGAGUGUUAUGCCACUUGUUUGUCCAGGGCAGUUUUGGCCAGGGGUGGGAAGGUGUGUGGGAAGGUGAAGCGGAUGUAAAGCACUGCCAUUUGUUUUUGUGUACGUAGCAGCUGCUGACAUGGGUCCCAAGAAGCCUGCUUCUGCAGGGGCCGGGAAGAUGACCAAGAAGAAGAUAACCCUGGAGAUGAAGGAGGAGGUCAUCCGGAAGUACAACAGAGGCACGCGCAUCGCGGUCAUCGCCAGGGAGUACGGGAGGAAUCCACCAUUGGUACCAUUGUGAAGAUGAGGGAGAAGAUCCUUGCCACAGAUGCAGCCAAGGGAGUCACCAGGAUCGUGAAGAACCGGCCAGCUGUUCUGGAGGAGUUGAGAAAUUGCUGCUCAUCUGGAUGCAGAAGCAGCAUUCAGGGGACACAGUGACUGAGGCUGUCAUCUGCGAGAAGGCCAGGGAGCCUCAGCCGAGCCAGAAGAAUUCAAGGCAAGCAGAGGCUGGUUUGAAAGAUUCAAAACCAGAUCUGGAAUCCACAGCAUGGUCAGGCAUGGAGAGGCUGCCAGCUCCGAUGUUCCUGCGCCUGAGGACUUUGCCAUGGAGUUCCUGGAGGUCGUGAUGACAAAGGGCUACCUUCCACAGCAGGUCUUCAAUUGCGACGAGACCGGGCUGUUUUGGAAGAGGAUGCCCCAAAGCACCUUCCUGACUCAAGAGGAGAGCAAGCUGCCUGGCCACAAGCCCAUGAAGGACCGUCUCAACCUCCUCUUCUGUGCCAACGCCAGCGGGGAUCUGAAGAUAAAGCCCUUGCUUGUCUACCACUCCAAGAACCCACGGGCUUUCAAGAAACACAAGGUGGACAAAGGCUGGCUGAGCGUGAUGUGGCGAUCUAAUGCCAAGGCUUGGGUCACACGCGUCCUCUUUGUGGACUGGGUCAAUCAGACUUGGCCCAGCAGUCAAGCGGUACCUGGUGGACAAUGACCUGCCACUGAAGGCCCUGCUCCUGCUGGACAAUGCUCCUGCCCAUCCUCCAGGCCUUGAGGACGACUUGUUGGAGGAGUUCAGCUUCAUCAAGAUCAUGUUUCUGCCGCCUAAUACCACCCCGGUACUCCAGCCGAUGGACCAGCAGGUCAUUGUGAACUUCAAGAAGAGGUACACCAAGGAGCUUUUCCGGUGCUGCUUCGAGGUGACCGAUACCACCAACCUCACCUUGCUUGAAUUUUGGAGGGAGCACUUUGACAUCGUCAUCUGUCUGAAGUUGAUCACCAUGGCCUGGGACGGGAUCAGCCAGAGGAACCUGAACUCUGCUUGGCUCAACCUCUGGCCAGAAUGUGUGGCAACUGGUGUUUCUGCGCUUGCACCAGAGUCCAGAGUGAUGGAGGACAUUGUGGCCUUGGGGAGGAACAUGGACUUCGAGGUCACAGAGGACAUCUGCGAACUGGUGGAGGGCCACAACCAGGAUCUGUCCACCCAGGAGCUGUUCGAGCUGCAGGCAGAGGUUACGGAGGAGCAGGAAGAAGAACCAGGGGAGGAACAGCUGUCCACCAGUGAACUGAAGCUCUUGCACCAGUAGCAGAACGUUCAGACUCAAAUUCAACGGCACCACCUGGACAAGGCUCUGGGACAUCAGCUUGUGCACUUUUGAUGAGAAGCUUAUGACCCCUUUUCAGAGGGAUGCUGAAAAGGAGGCAGAAGCAGCUCACCAUGGAGAGGUUCCUCACAAAGAGGCCAAGACAGGAAGAGGAACCUGCGGCUUCCACCAGUGGUGCCCAGUUGCCUUCUACCUCCUCCUCGUCCCCCUAGAAGACUGGACUGCUGCUGUGAUGUGGGGACAGUUUUGUGUGCCUCCAGGUUCCUGAACUGAACACUGGUGCUGGUGGUUUAGAGACUUCAGCUUCACUUCUUCAGUUUUAAAAUGUUAAAUGUAAAAAGUUUCUGUAAUGUUUAUGCAAUUCCUGAAAAAUUUCUGUAUGUUUCUGCACUUUAUGAAGAGUUUCUGUAUGUUCAUGCACUUUCUAAAGAGUUUUGUAUAAUCCAGUGACUGUUUCUGUUCAGUUUCACUGAAGGCAGAUGUUCCUGCCUCA